CCAAAAUUAGUUCCAGAUAUUGUACCACAGCUUCGUUACCUAACAUUUUUGUGUUUUCAAUUCUGGCCAUCAGAUAAAGCUAUAAAAAAGAUAAAGAAAACGCCCAUUCUAUUUUUAUCAGGAACAAAAGAUGAGAUUAUACCACAACAACAUAUGAAAUCGUUAUAUGAAUUAGCACAACCAGUGGGGGGAAAAGAAUGGACAGAAUUUAGUAACGGAAUGCAUAAUGACACAACUUUACAGCCAGGCUAUUAUCAAUACAUUGGCUGGUUUAUAAGAAAAAAU
Messenger RNA from Racocetra persica, 285 nucleotides. The record is from the annotation of a GenBank genome assembly. NCBI's taxonomy places the organism in Eukaryota, Fungi, Glomeromycota, Glomeromycetes, Diversisporales, Gigasporaceae.